UGGACUCGAAGAAAAUCGAUCAAGAUGCAAAAAUCCCACCCGAAACCUUACAAGGACUGAAGGACCUGGGUCUCUUUGGCAUGCAGAUUCCAGAGGAAUAUGGUGGGCUGGGCCUGUCAAACACCAUGUAUGCACGUCUGGGAGAAAUCAGCUCCCUGGAUGGCUCCAUUGCAGUGACCCUGGCAGCUCACCAGGCCAUUGGGCUGAAGGGGAUCCUCAUUGCUGGCACCGAGGAGCAGAAGGCCAAGUACCUGCCCCGCCUGGCCUCGGGGGAGCACAUUGCUGCCUUCUGCCUCACCGAGCCCGGCAGUGGGAGUGAUGCUGCAUCCAUCCAGACAAGGGCAACCCUGAGUGAAGAUGGGAAACACUUCCUGUUAAAUGGCUCCAAGGUCUGGAUCUCCAAUGGUGGCCUGGCCAGUAUUUUCACAGUGUUUGCCAGGACAGAGAUUGUGGACAAGGACGGGCAGGUGAAGGAUAAAAUCACUGCUUUCAUCGUGGAGCGGGACUUCGGGGGCGUCACCCAUGGGAAACCCGAGGAUAAACUGGGCAUUCGAGGCUCCAACACCUGUGAAGUACAUUUUGAAAACACCAAAGUGCCUAUAGAGAAUGUAAUUGGAGAAGUUGGAGGGGGAUUUAAGGUUGCCAUGAAUAUCCUCAACAGUGGAAGAUUUAGCAUGGGCAGUGCAUCUGCUGGAAUGAUUAAGAAGUCGAUAGAACUGACAUCAGAGUAUGCUUGCACCAGGAAACAAUUCAAUAAGAAACUCAGCCAGUUUGGAUUAAUUCAGGAGAAGUUUUGUUUGAUGGCUGUGAAAGCCUACGUGAUGGAGAGCAUGGCUUACCUGACUGCAGGGAUGAUGGACAGGCCAGGCUUCCCUGACUGCUCCGUCGAGGCUGCCAUGGUCAAGGUGUUCAGCUCUGAAGGUGCCUGGGCAUGUGUGAGUGAGGCUCUGCAGAUCCUUGGAGGCCUUGGCUACAUGAAGGAUUAUCCUUAUGAACGCUACCUCAGAGACACCAGGAUCCUGCUCAUCUUUGAGGGCACCAAUGAAAUCCUGAGAAUGUACAUUGCACUGACAGGGAUGCAGCAUGCAGGGAAGAUCUUAACUGACAAAAUUAAAGCAAUCAAGAAAGGAAACGUGGGAGUGGCGCUGGGGGAGUUCCUGACCAGGUUACAGGACACCCUGGGCAGGAAGGUGGAUCUGGGGCUUGUAGGUGACAGUGGGGUGGUGCAUCCCAGCCUCCAGGAGAAUGCCAAGAAACUUGAAGAAAACGUUUAUUAUUUUGGAACUACAGUCAGGGGCCUGCUAAGUAGGUUUGGCAAGACAAUAGUGGAUGAGCAGCUGGUGCUGAAGAGAGUGGCAGAUGUGGUGAUUAAUUUGUAUGCAAUGACUGCAGCCAUCUCCCGGGCCAGCCGCUCCAUCAGCAUCGGGCUCAGGAACCAUGACCACGAGGUGCUUCUUACAAAUAUCUUCUGCACAGAAGCCUAUUUCAAGAAUAAUUAUGCCAUGGCUCAAUUAGAAAAAUAUGCUGAUGAAAACCUGGAUGAUUCCAUUAAAAAAGCUGCAAAGCAGAUCCUGGAGAAGAGGGCAUACAUCUGCUCUCACCCUCUGGACAGGACCUUCUGAUUCCUCCCUGAGAGCAGGCACUCAUGAAUGUCAGUCAGGGAGGAAUUUGCUGCAGUUCCAGUAUUUGGCAUCUUAAAAGCAUCUGUUAUUUAAUGUCUUUACUAAAUGUAACUGUGUAAAAUAAAACUUCUUUCUAACCAAAA
Molecule: messenger RNA, 1765 nt
Organism: Passer domesticus (house sparrow)
Lineage: Eukaryota; Metazoa; Chordata; Aves; Passeriformes; Passeridae
Product: complex I assembly factor ACAD9, mitochondrial-like
Exons: 16
Coding region: 81-1622 (513 amino acids)
Molecular function (GO): acyl-CoA dehydrogenase activity; flavin adenine dinucleotide binding
Source: RefSeq, a predicted model, not a curated record